CAACACUCCAUUAAAUAACGAUGAAAAAUGACAUUUCUAUAAAAUUAUAAAUUAUAAAUCACCCUGUGUUUUUGCCAUCUCUGCUUUGAUUGGAUGUUCCAUCCAUACGAAAAGUAAAAAGUUUUCUAGCUGACGGACUGUGAAAAUUAAAGGGGGAGGUGCGAACGAAAGUGAUUUGUCUUUAAUUCGAAGAGAUCUUCGCUUCAAAUAAUUUUUUUUUUAUUUCCAACCAAAUAAAAAGAAAAGGAAAAUCUUAACAAUAAAACUACCAACUUAUAACUUUGCAAAACCUAUUUUGGGACAUCUUCGCAGCUGGUUUUGUUUCAAAGAGGAAACUUUCUACAAACAAAACAAAAAGAACAAACAAAUUUAAGUUAACACACAAAACCAGAACAAAAAACAAAACACACGAACUCAAAAUGGCUCACGUCGGACGAACAGUAAAAAAUCUAGAAGCACCACGUCCGCUCAAGUCUCAAUCGAGACCAAAUCUAAAAAACAAUUACAUGCUCAUUGAAGAACUAAUUCAGUUAAUUGAAAAUGUUGCCUUGAAUUUAGCCUCGGGUAUUAAUAAUCCCGAGCCAAUGGUGUCUCUGGUGCAAAAUCUACGGGUUCAUGGACCGCAAUUGGAGAAUGUUUCCAAAGAUACGCUCGACAGAGCAUUUGUAGUGUUUCGGAAUGCCUCACAGGAUGAGCGACUGAACAUUAUGACUAGACUGAAUCUACUUGAACUGAUUGAAUUGAGAGCCAAAGGUUGGCAAGACAAUGGUUUCAAUUCGUAUUACAAAAGCAAAGCAACAAAUGUUGAACCUGAAAGUGCAAAUAAUCAUACAGUAGUUGUUGAUCAAUCAUCUGAGUAUUUAAGCACCUCCCCCACAAUGGGUGGAGUUAAUACAGCUCGACUACAACAAACACAGCUCCUUGGUCCGGGCGAAAUCAUCCGUAACUCUGGCAAAUUUCCCAAGCCAACAAAGAUUCCCGGUAAAACUUAUUGCAAAGAUGAAGUUGUCAUCCGAAAUGCUGAUUCUGGCAAAGUUAUGGGCAUUAAGGGAAGACGAGUCCAUAUGAUUGAGGAGUUAAGUGAAACGAUAAUAUCUUUCCAAAGAGUAAAUCCCGGAGCCAAAGAGAGGUUGGUGCAGAUAACUGGACCAAGCGAGGAAAAGAUUAAUUACGCUAAGCAACUUAUCGAAGAUACAAUUCGUAGAAACGCAUCGCCUGUCCGUUUGGACCCUUCAAUGGGUGGUGGACAUAGCGGUGGAGGUGCUGGUGGCUCAUGUAGUUCUCUAGCUUCAUCUGCAUCGGAUGAAACCCAACCGAGAACUGGUGGUGGCGGCGGCGGCGGCAGCAGCAGCAUUUCUCACAACAUCCCCAAUCGAUUGAGUCUUAAUUCAACGUCGGCUGGUAAUUUCCUUUCUAGCUCGACAACAAGUCCCAAUUUGAUGGCUUCGACACCAUCAAAUAAAAUGAUGCGCAACAAUCAGCAAGCAUUGCUUCAUUCGUUCUCAACAAACGAUGCUUCACUUGGCGAAUACAAGUACACGGUAAAUGUGGGUCAGCAUUUAAUUAAAAUAACUGGAGAUUGCUGUGAUUUAGUCAGAGUAGCGAAACUGGUACUCGACGACUAUUUUAGCAGCAAUGAGUUCCUUGCAUCUGUGGAAGCAGGUGCAGCCUUCGACGGAUCGAUGGUCAGCCCAAUAUCGACACCAAGUACUCCAAUGGGUCCUCCUCAAUUUGUGAUGGGAACUCCCCUUCAAAUGGCUCCUCCCUUGGCGGACAGUGGAAUCGGGUUAAACUAUAUGGCCGGACAAAUUUCAAACACAAUGGCUGAAGGCGAUGAUGAUGUCUUUGUAGAUGCCUCAUCGCUUAGUAAUGGUUUAGCCCGUUCUAGAAGAAGCCAUUUUUCACGUAAAGACUCAGUGCCAGAAAGCAAUCGUAUCAAGAGCGAAGGAUCUAAUGCGGACUCUGUGCGAAUUGUCCACGAAUACGAACAUUUGUUGUUCUAUUCAAAAAGUCCACAUUCAUGGUCAUUGCCCAGUGAUUGGCAGAAAAUCUGUGAGCGAUUUCCAAAGAUCAUAAGGAACAAGAACAUCAACGAUGAGACGGAUCGAUUUGACGGUGAGAAAUACUUGGAGCUGGUAAAAUCAUCCAGCAAACGAAACUUAGCAACAGCUGAUGAAACGACAAUUGAUACAGACAACCCCCAUGAUAACGAGUGAAUCAAGAGAUAUUAUUUUUUGUAUUAAUUUUAUUUAAAUUCUUUCAGUUUUUUUGUUCUCUUCUUUUUCUUUCUAUUAUUAUUAUUAUUUGAUUGAUGAUUGAAUUAUUUAAAUCAUCAUCAAUUAAAAGAGAUCCUUUAUUUUUGUGCGAAGAAUUAUUAUAUUAGCGAAAUAUUCGUAUAAAUAAGUGCAAUUAGUUUAUUUUUUGUCUUCAAAAAAUAUCAACACUAAAAAGCGUUGUUUUACACAUAAAAGAAAAACAAACUAAAAAAUUUAGACCUAAGUUCUAAUCACAUUUAUUCAAACAUCAUACACACAAUUUUUAUCUAUUAACGAAGAUAAAAUAUUCUAGCUUUCCAAUUUAUUUUUCUUUUAAGAUAAAACUAAAACAUAUUAAAAACAAAAGAAUGGAAUGAUGAUGGAUUAGAUUAGGGACUACUAGUUUUUAUUUAAUAUUGAUUUAGCAGCACAAUAAGUUUUGCUAGGAAAGGGUCAAUAGAAAAACGUGUGCAGUAAGUUUUAGGUCCUUAUUAUGAAUAGUAAUUCGAACAUUCAACCCAAAGCGAACUUAUAAUACUUAGAGAGAUGGACUUUGUCCAUCAAAAUAGAGCAACAUUUCCUUAACCGUCUCCUUUGACUUUCCAAGUGAACAUAAACAUAGGAGUCACGAAUUUGAGUUUAUCAUUUGAAUCGCUUUUCAUAAUAAGGGCCUAAUUUAAAUACAUAUGUCUUUGCGAGACGUUUAAAAAAAUCGGUUUAAGGUUUAUUUUUUUUAUAAAAUGUAACAAAAAUUUAAAAAAAAAUAAUACCCCAUGAUUCUUUUCAAUUCAUCCAUCUCAUAAUUCGUUUUCCGCAUUUUACUAAUAUAAUUUUCAUCUAAACUCAUCUUAGACUUGUAAGCUGUCAAGGUAGUUUCUUGUGCGCUUUCUUUUUUUAGGGUUUUCCAUUCACAAGUUUUAUGUGUUAAUGUUUCAAAUAAAGCAAAAUCAAAUCACUGGAUUCAAUUACUGAUUGCUUCCAGAAAGAAGUACUGUUUUGAGGUUCUCGAUUUUCCUUUUGGAACAAAGAAAAUGUUUAAACCCUCAUUCAUUUAGGAAACAAGCAUUUUACUUCUUCAAUCAUACAAGGCAGAUGUUGUAAACUGAAUGAAAAAAGAAAGAUCUUGUCUAUUUAUCUCAGAAACAUAAAGUUUCCAAUAUUAUCAGCAAGGUUCUAGAAAUUGAGUGACAUUUAGAAACUCCUUUGACCAGGCGAUAAUUUGUCCACUAUUUUUUUAUUUCAUCUCGAAUGCAAGUGAAACACAGACUCGAGCUAAAUUAUAGUGCAAGAAUUUGAUAAGCUUAAAUUAAGAAGGUUUACUAUUCAUGCUGCCUUUUAGGGAUCAUCAUAAUUUUUAAUAACAAAGAAAUAACUUCAUUGGACUUUGUUAUUAACCUAAACAUAAUGAAAGCAUUAAAAAUAAAAAUGAAUUAAAUUCCUUACUCUAUCAAAAUAUAUCCAAAAAGAAAAACGUAUAUCAAUUGAAACUUUACUUCCUUAAUAGAAAAAUUGAUUAAAAAUUGUAGUAUGUUGUUUACUGCCUUAAAGAAAAUAAAAAAAGAGGUCUAAAUUUUAAAUCGUUAAACAAAUUUCGUCUAACAUAAUAAUGAUGUAUUUUAUUUUUGUUAUUUUUGUUUCUUUUUCCUUUUUUAUAAUUUAUUUAAUUUAUUUCAAAAAACAAAGCAAAAGCAUGCAUAUAUCGAAAAAUUAUCUAGUCUUCUAAAGAAAUUAAUCAACCAAUUAAAAAUAAAACUAAAUUUUAUUAAUUAAAAUAUUAUUAUUAUGCUUAACAAAGAAAAAAAUUAAUUUAUAAUAAUAUAUUUUAUAAAUUUCUUUUUAAUAUAUCAUAAAAUUCUUAUAUUGUAUAUAAGAAAAAAAACAACACAAAAUUUAAUACUUUCCAAUUUAUUUAUUUUUUUGUUUUGUUUUAUACUUGUGUAUUCAAUUAUAUGAUGAUAAUAAUAAUAAUGAAUAAUAAUUUAUAAAUCUUAAAUAUUCAAGUAACAGUUUAAAAUAAAAAAAAAACAUUGCAAGGCUAGGUCCAGAAUGAGUGCCUUUGAGAAAUAAAAUUGUAUACACUCGAAAGAUAGUUUUUAAAUUUGAUUUAGCAAGAUGAUAAAUACAAAAUAAAUAAUUUUUGAUACAUUAAAGAACAAGUUUCAA
This is a messenger RNA of Eupeodes corollae, 4418 nucleotides long. RefSeq names its product eukaryotic translation initiation factor 4E-binding protein Mextli (gene mxt). Gene Ontology annotation, cellular component: cytoplasm; RNA cap binding complex. The transcript is spliced from 10 exons. The record is from RefSeq and is a predicted model, not a curated record. Gene Ontology annotation, biological process: positive regulation of translation; regulation of formation of translation initiation ternary complex. NCBI's taxonomy places the organism in Eukaryota, Metazoa, Arthropoda, Insecta, Diptera, Syrphidae. Gene Ontology annotation, molecular function: translation initiation factor activity; eukaryotic initiation factor 4E binding; RNA binding. Bases 420 to 2216 code for a protein of 598 amino acids.